This is a messenger RNA of Papilio machaon (common yellow swallowtail), 8751 nucleotides long. RefSeq lists its product as uncharacterized. NCBI's taxonomy places the organism in Eukaryota, Metazoa, Arthropoda, Insecta, Lepidoptera, Papilionidae. Gene Ontology annotation, molecular function: ATP hydrolysis activity; ATP-dependent chromatin remodeler activity; ATP binding. The transcript is spliced from 22 exons. Gene Ontology annotation, cellular component: nucleus. The coding region runs from base 453 to 7589 and encodes 2378 amino acids. The record is from RefSeq and is a predicted model, not a curated record.
GUAAACACGCUAGUCGAAUACACAAAUUAUAUGUAUAAAAUAGGCUUAUGCUAUUUAUUGCGGAAGUAAUGGCUUCCUAAAAUUUAAUUGCUGAUGUUAAUUUGUAAGCGAUAGUUUAUCCCUUUUAAACAAAUACUGUCAGGUUGAUAAUGUAUCCUGAUACAGCCAAGUGUGCAUUGUGAAUAUUUGUGUCAUCCGGCUUCUACUCCCUUCAAUUUCCUACAGCAGCGUCCCGUGCGAAAGCUACAAAGAACUCUCUUAUAAUAAAGAUUGUCGUUGUAUAAUAAGAUUAAUUAAUACAUUUUCACACCUUCGGCAAAUGUUUUGGUAUAAAUGUAUUGUUGUAAAUAUGUUUGUUUUAGAUAUUGCUUUGUAAAAUAUCUUUGGAAACUGACGACCAGCUUUGCUGUUAACAUGAAUCCAAGUUAAUUUAAAGCAAUUACUCAUUUAAUAUGGGUGAUACCGGUGGUGUCACUUCUGUUACAAGCAAAAUGAAAAGUAGAGUCGAAGAAGAGGACGAAUCAGAAGAAGAAGUUUGGGAUAGCGAAGACGACGACGAGACUAUCGCCAGAAUUCAGCGCGCUCACUACGCGCAAGCAGCCGCUAUGAAUCCUCGUCGGCGGGCGCCUCCGCGCCCUCGCCCAAUGAGCCACAAAAGAAAAUUAGAAGCAGUGAAAAAUUUUCAUGAUUUUACUAAAAAGUUAAAAAAAGACACUGGUAUAUCAAUUCGUAGUUUAGUAGGAAACAAUAUAUUAGAACUAAGUGACUUUUCUAGUGAAGAUAGUAAAUCGGAAAGUGAUGGUUUAUCCGAGGAAGAGUUUGUUGUUAACCCAAAUGCAGUUCAGGAGUUAGAGGAGGAAAACGAAAGUUACAUUGAUCCUGUAACAGGUGAUAUUGUGGAAUGCAAGAAAACAGUUCAGAGACCUGUAAGUCCAGACAAUAUUUCUCACCAUUCUGAUGUGCAGCAAAAUGAAGAGCCCAAAACACUUUCAAUCAGUGACAUAAUUAAUGAGGGUGGUAUUGACUUGAGUAAAAAUGUUGAGAUUGCUGAAGUUGAAACAAGUGAAUUAUGCCCAGACAAAUGUCCAGAGGAUUUGUUAGAUAUGAAGCAAGAUGAGGCUAGCCAGGACUUUGAGGAGUCAAACAAUGUAACUGAGAUUCACAAUGAAGAGGUCAAACCUCAAGAUAAGUUAAAUGAGGAAGCGGGUCCUGUAAAAGAUGAAAAGAAACCUGAAACGGAAGAAGAGAAAAAACUGAACAAUCUUAAUGCAAUUAAUGUAAGGAGAAAUAUUAGAGAAGUAAUGGACGAGAAAAAUUUGGACGCAUCAACUUUAACAGCCCAACGGCAGGAGUCUGAACGUCUGGCUCGUGUACAAGAACAGCAGAGGAUCAUCAGAGAGGUGCAAAGACAAAUAGCAAUGAACAGACAGAACAAAAUUCACCAGAAAACUCUCUCUUUAUUACAAGGCGGAUCUUCAAUAUUAAAAAAGUCUGGGCCUGGACAAAAAUUAAAUUUACCAAACACUGUAACAGUGAAAAUGCCAUCAGGGGAAAUUAAGAGGACUAUUAAACAUGGGCAAGUUGAACUUACCAAAGUCCAAAAGCCGACAACUUCAGCAACAUUUUCACAGAAGCUUGGCAAACUUGAUCAAAAGCCAGAAAAGAAAGAGGUGGUUGAAAUAGUUGAUAGUAGUAGCGGUGAAGAAACUUCAUCGUCAUCUUCAGACUCUGACGAUUGCAUAAUGUUGUCAGAUUCAGAAGUACCGCCAAGUCCUGAGGCUGAGGAAGAUCCCGCUAAUUCUGGUUUGCAUGUAAAUGACACCUACAAUAUACCAGACGAGCAAGGACGCGUCUUGAUAAACAUCGGUCAUCCAGAAUCAGAAGAAGAUAUAUUCUUAGCUCCUCAAAUUGCUAGAAUUAUAAAACCGCAUCAGAUUGGAGGUGUGCGGUUCUUGUUUGACAAUAUCAUAGAAUCUGUUGAGAGAUUUUCAAAUUCAACAGGAUUUGGUUGCAUAUUAGCACAUUCUAUGGGACUCGGGAAGACUUUACAGAUUGUCUCCUUCUGUGACAUAUUUCUGAGGCACACCACAUCAAAAACUGUGCUAUGUAUUAUGCCAAUUAAUACUCUACAAAAUUGGGUGGCAGAGUUCAACAUGUGGCUGCCGCUAGAUGCGAGCAACAGCCCGCUUGCAGCGCACGGUGAGGUCCGUCCAAGGAACUUUCCCAUCUACGUCCUCAACGACAGCCACAAAACGCUACAGAUGCGCGCUAAAGUUGUUAAGGAUUGGACUGCAACUGGCGGUGUGCUUAUGAUAGGAUACGAACUAUAUAGACUUUUAAGUAUGAAAAAGGACAAGAAACCUCGUAAGAAAAAAAAGGCGGAGUUGAAAGCCGAAGCGGAAAAAGAGAAAGAAGCACAGAGAAAUGAUAAAAAUGAAGUUAAUGAAGAAAUGCAGGGUUCAGAAAGUAAUAUGUCAAAGCCAUCAGAAGAAUCCCGAGGUGAAAAAGAGGAAGGCGAAACUCUAAAUAAAACUGACCAAGAAAUUAAAGAUAAGGAAGAGAAAAAAGAAGAUAGUCCAGCUGAUGAGGACAAAAAACUUUUGGAUGAAAUGUAUGAAGCACUGGUACGACCUGGGCCAGACCUGGUGAUAUGUGACGAAGGUCACAGAAUAAAGAAUUCUCACUCAAACAUAUCUUAUGCUUUAAAACAAAUGAGAACAAAACGCCGCGUCGUUCUCACUGGUUAUCCGUUACAAAACAACUUAUUGGAAUACUGGUGUAUGGUUGACUUUGUGCGACCGAAUUACUUGGGCAGUAAGACUGAAUUUUGCAACAUGUUUGAACGUCCCAUACAAAAUGGACAAUGUAUUGAUUCCACGCCUCAGGACAUUCGGCUAAUGAGAUAUAGAGCCCAUGUUCUUCAUUCAUUGCUCGUGGGUUUUGUACAAAGACGAUCUCACGCCGUGCUUCAGUCUACUUUACCACAGAAAGAGGAAUAUGUGCUGCUCGUGCGCAUGACACCUUUGCAAAGAAAAUUAUACGACAAAUUCAUGAAUGAAGUUGUUAGAACUACAUCGGUGCCUAAUCCGUUAAAAGCAUUCGCUAUUUGCUGCAAGAUAUGGAAUCAUCCAGAUGUCUUAUACAAUUUUCUUAGAAAAAGAAAUGAAGUUAACAUGGCCAUCGAGGAAGAUCUAGAUUUAGAGGAAAUAGGCGGAGUCACUAAAGCCGGUCGACAAACUAGAUCCAGAGGAAAUCCCAAAAAGGCAGCUAAACCUCGGGGUUCUAAAAAGCCUGCGGCUACUAUACCUCCUAAUACUACUGGUUCAGGAAAUGUUCAAGAUGCGGGAACUUUUGGAAAUACACCGUUCCCCCCAAACGGUCCUUACCCAGGACCACCAGGUCUACCGGGGCAACCAGGGAUGCCUGACUCCUAUAGAUCCGGUAGACCAGAGGCUCCAUAUCCCCCGUAUCAAGAAUAUCAUAACUCUGGCCAAGGUUACUAUCCCCCGAAUCAAGGCUAUAAUCAGGAAUUUAAUAGCAAUUAUUAUCAACAAACUCAACCGCCGUAUGGCAACAAUUAUCCUAAUCAGUAUCCUCAGAACAAUUCUGACUGUAGCCAAGGAUAUAAUCAAAAUUACUGGAACAAUAGCAACUAUUAUGGUAAUCCAGGUUACUAUAACAAUCCUCAGUAUCCGAACUCACAACCGCAACCAGAGUUUGCUGGUAAUCCUCCGCCUAAUUUCAAUAAUAGUCAACCGUAUCCAUCAAACUUUAAUACAAUGGAUCCAAACAAUCAACCAUAUCCUAACAAUCAAAUACCACAGUAUCCCGGUAACCAGGAUAACUUCACCAAUCAACACCGGCCUCCCUUUCAGGGACCUCUUAAUCAAACUACUCCAGCAUAUCCUACAUUUGAUUCCAGUGCUUCAGCACCCACUAACUACCCAAGUAGUCAGCCACCACAGAAUUAUUCCAAUGCACCAUAUCAACCUCCAUCGUUUCCUGGAAACAGUACAAGCUAUGGAUCAAAUAUCCCACCUCCUUACAACCAAUAUAAUAAUCCUAAUUCAAAUUAUCCUGCUUACGGAAAUAAUCCUACUCCUAAUCAGUCUCAAAGUAAUUCCUUGCCUAAUCAAACGGCAGUUAAAACUGAGAUGAAUGUGGAUUCCAAUUAUCAGACUACUGAGAGGAAACCUGAACCAAGCUAUCCUCAAAAUAAUGUUCCAUUUGAAAACUCAUAUAAUUUUCAUCAGCAAAAUCCUCUAUAUCCAAAUCAGUCAGAGACAGGUACGAGCGGUAGUUAUCCGUGUCAGUACCCGCCUUUCUCUUCUAACCUUGAAACAAAACCGCCUCUCGAUAGCGCUGGGAGUCCGGUCACAUCAUGGCCAAUCACAGAUACGAUUAAGACUGAAAUAGACAAACUAAAACUUGAAGACAAAUUGGAAAUGAAAUCUGAAUCAGACGGAGAGGUCAAAAUAGAAGAUCUAGAUACCAAGAAAAUUGUUAAAGAUGAAACUAAAAGAGACAGUUCCAAAUUAGCAGCGUCGCCUAAAAAUCAAUUUGUUGAAGGUCCUUCAAAAGAUGGUGCAUUAUCAAAAGAAAUAACUAAAAGUGAUAAAUCAGAAUCUGACGAAGCCGCCAAGAAAGCUAAACAAAAAGGCAAAGGAAAAGACAGUAAGAAAGCAGAAAAACCGAAGGCCAGAGGACGACCCAAUGCGAAGGGACGGAAAGAUAGAAAAUCAUCGAAAGAUAAGAAUAACGAGGAGUCGGAAUCUGAAGAAAGUGAAAAGGAGGAAAAAAUGAAUAAAGAAGAGGAGUUAGCUAUGGUGAAAAAGGCGGAAGAAAUGACAUACGAUUGGGCGGCCGAAUUGUUGAAGGAUUACGUGCCGGGUAUUAUUGAAAAUUCCGCCAAGAUGGAGUUGUUCUUUUAUCUUCUCAAUGAAAGUAUCAAAGUCGGAGAUAGGUUAUUACUUUUUAGUCAGAGUUUAUUUACAUUGAAUCUUAUUGAGGAUUUCUUGGAAAAAAAUUACAUCCCUGGUACAGUUAGUUUAUGGCAGAGAAAUGUUUCAUACUACAGACUAGACGGGUCAACCCAUGCUUUGGAACGAGAGAAGUUGAUCAAUGAAUUUAACUCGAACCCUAAUAUAUACUUAUUCCUGGUUUCGACUCGCGCCGGCUCACUCGGUAUUAACUUGGUGGGGGCCAACAGGGUCAUUGUGUUUGACGCUAGCUGGAACCCUUGUCACGACACGCAAGCUGUUUGUCGAGUAUAUAGGUACGGUCAGCAAAAGCCAUGUUUCGUGUACCGUUUCGUGAUGGACUGGUGUUUGGAGAAGAAGAUCUACGACAGACAGAUCAACAAGCAGGGCAUGGCGGACCGCGUCGUCGACGAGUGCAACCCCGACGCCGUGCUCUCUAUGAAGGAGAUCACCAAUCUAUGCUUUGAUAAUGACGAAAAAGAAUCAGAAAUAAAAGAUCUAUCAGAGCACGCAGAGAAGUAUGUUGACUUGCUGAUGCAAGGUAUUCUCACAAAGCACGGCACAUUGUUGAGCAAGGAACCUUUCCAGCAUGAAUCACUCCUAGUCGAUAGAAAGGAGAAGAAAUUAUCUAGCGCUGAAAAAAGACUUGCACAAAGAGGUUACGAGUUGGAGAAGAAGGCGGCCCUGGCGCCGAAGCCGACGGGCGCGUACCGCGCGGUGCGCACGGCGGACGGCACGGUGGUGCAGCGGCCCGUGGCCUCCGUGCGGCCGAUGCAGCACGCGCGCUGGAUACCUGCAGACGUGUGGCGCCGACAGGGCAUGACCGCGCAGGAGAUGACGCUGCCUCUAGACGUUGUUAUACCUACGAAUUCGGCCGAAAAGACUAAUAUUGUACUAAAGGCAGGACAGCGCGUCAUGGUAUUGAAGUCGCCGAAAGGUAUUUAUAUGCAGCUCGAGUCUGGUAAAAUCAUUGCAAUUAAGACGUCACUCAAAGGUUUGCAAAAAGGAUCCGAAGUCAAAGAAGGAACCCCAAUAGGAAAGAAAGUUUUGAGCAAUCGCGCUGCAGUAAAUAUUCCUGGUUCUUUAAAAAAUAACUCUGCAAUUACGAUAACAUCAAAGACCGGACUUAGACCUGGGAUGCAAAGAGUAAUGUCCCGACCCUCAAUGUUAGGUCCUAACAAAAUGAGACCCGUAUUGCCUGGUCAAAAGAUAGCAGAGAUAAGAAGCCGUUUAGGAGAUAUGAAGUCGUACACAGCGAUGCGUCCGAAGAUGCCAAUGAAUCACGCGCGUUUACUGCGGCCUAACCUACCCGGUUCUGUUAGUAUAACAAGGAUACCGAAACAAAUAAAAAAGCCUACAAACAUUGCGUCCAAUGAGUCGAAGAAAAUGGAAUUAGAGUCGGAUGAAGACCCUCAGGUAUUAGACAGCGAUGAGGAAGAGGAUUCACCAAACGAUAGUAAGGAACAAGAAACAAGCGAGCAAACAAACAAAAAAGAAGAAGCCGAAAGAAAAGAAGACAAUAGUGAAUGCCAAAAGUCAGAUGCCCCUCAAGAAGCUGAAAAAGAUACGAUAACAGAAAAAGACCAGAAAAGUAACGACAGUGAACCAAUGGUACUCACGACGGAUGAGAAAUUACCACCUGAAGAUGCCUUAGAAAAUAAAUCCAUGAAUGAAACACCUAGAGAAAUACCCGAUGCCCCCAACAAUCACAUGAAUUUGGCACAUAACGAAAUGCACGAACCCACACCAAUCGAAAAGAAAAUAAAUCUAUUAAAGAACUAUAGGCACCAACGUCCUUUCGGCCGACCGCAGACGGAAUCUAGUUUAACUCAGCUAGAAAGAACGGCUAGCACAUUGAACAAUGAAGGAAUACCAGACUUUCGAAGAAACUUGGACGAUAUUACACAAUCUUACUCACCGGUCACCGAUGACAAAACAAACAAUAAAUCCAGAAAGAAGAAAUCACCAACUAAAAUUGAAACAAAUCCCGAACCUCGGAAUAUAGAAACACCUGUAAAUAUAGAAAGGCCGCCGAUACCGAGUUCAAAUAUGUCUCAUAGUGUAUCCAGUCUACUCGGCUCGAGCACGCAGAAACCUCGGGUCGAUCCGAUGCUCGGCAACCACUUACCUAAACCCAGGAUGAGCGACUCGAUAGCACAAAACUUAUCGCUCAGUGGGCCCCGACCAAAUCCUUUGGGCAUAUCUCACGACAACCAAAUCAGUCCACUGCGCGAUUACACUAUGGGCCAAAGUUUAGAUCAUUCGAAGCACAUGGCGAUGGGCCCGGCCUUGGGGAACAUAGGGCUGAUGGGUGGUCCCCCGGUGACGCCUAACAUUGACGUGCGGAAAGUACCGGGUUCGCUUGGUGAUCCUCUAAGCAGUCCUAUGCCAACUGGUGCGCUGAAACCUGUACAGCCUUAUCCCACUCACAAUCCGCCUCCAGAAGUACCUUAUGGACAAUAUCCAGGUUACGGCAUGGGGUACGGCGCGUACCCGAACCCAGCGUACUACGCGGGGUACGGCGGCGCGUACUACCCGCCGUACCCGCCCACCACCACGCCCUCUGUACCGCCGCCAGAUAACUACCUGCCUUCUAACCAGCAGUGGUAGAACACCAGUGACAUAAGUGAAUAAACAUUUUAUAGACUACUUGAGUAAAACAGUAUGUGAGUUACAUCGAGUGGGUUAUGUGGGCGUACGUUCGAAAUAUAAUUCAUUCUCAUUUCAUAAAAUUUAUGUAGCUUUAAUUUAUAUCAUUUUAUAGUCAUCAUAAUUCCUGUCAUGAAUAAUUGUGUUUAAAAACCAAGUGUAAAAUGUUGAUGCACAAUUUUUUUUUCCUUGUAUUCAUAUAUGUUCUACAAUUUAUUUAUGCAUAAAAAUGUUAUAUUUGAUACAUAGUUAUACAAUUCUCAACAGAUCUUAGUAUGUAUUUUGUCGUACAAUUUUUGUUUUCGUAUUUCUCCAUACAUAUACUUAGCUUUUCGAAGAAAACAUCGGGCUAAAGAAGUAACUGUAAAUACAUGAGCCUCAUGACGAUUGUUUCUCGUAUUUUACUGUUUAAUACCAAACGAUUAUUUUGACAUUUAAAUGGAAGUAAUACGAACAAUGUCUUUAAUGUAUAAUUGAUAAUUCUGUAUUAAGAAUACUGAAGUCAUGACGUGGAAGUACUUAUUGCUAAGUAUACGCAGUUGUAAAUGCAUUUUAAUGCAAAGCGUUAAUUCUAUAAUUAUUAUCAUACGAUGUAAAUUAACUAUCGUUUAUCAUUUUACAAUUGUAUUAGUCGGAAAUCUCAAUAAACUGUUUUUUUUUCGUUGAAAGUAAAAUUUCUGUUCAAUACUGGCUCUGUCUUUCGAAUAUUACGGCUACGGAUUGGUCGAUGGAUGUGAUACGUUGCUAAAUUAAAGGUUAAGUCGAAAUUAGCUCGUAAGGAGUAUUUAUCAUUUAAUUAGCACUAGAUAGGCGUUCAUAACGGUUAUCCUAAGCAUUUCAGUUCGCAUCAGUCUUUCGACUUGCCCGCAACAGGGGGCCUAGCACGAAUAUUUGCCAGAAAGAGUUCGUUAUGUCAUCGACAAAAUUUGUAUUACAUACAGCGACAACUCUCAUACAAACUUCAACAAAAUUUGUAGAUUACGUUAUGAAUACUUUCUCACAAAUUUUCGUGCUAGGCCCCCAGUUAUAUUUACGCCGAUAGUAUUAUUCGAAUAUGCGAUUUUUAUGUUGUCUAAUUUCGAUAUUAUUAAAGAUAUGCGUUACUAUUUCUAUUUUCCUUUUG